UCGAGCUCAGUCGGUCCCGGCGCCGGAGCCGAGCGGAGGCUGCGGCGGGUCCGGACCGGGGCCCUGGGCACCGCCCGGGCGAGCCGCCGCGAGGCGCCGGGGAUGGGCGCGGCCGGAGCCCUGGACCCGCGGCGCAUGAACGAGACGCUGCAGCGGCUGCUGUGCGCGGGGGGGCCCGGCAACGCCUCGGGCUGGAACCGGAGCCUCUGCGACCCGCUGCGGAGCCCCGCAGACCUGGACUUCACGGUGCGAGUCCUGCUCUACUCGCUGAUCUUCCUGCUCAGCGUCUUCGGGAACUCGCUCAUUGUCGUGGUGCUGGCCCUGAACCGGCGGCUCCGCACUGUCACCAACUGCUUCCUGCUCUCGCUGGCGCUGAGCGACCUGCUGCUGGCCGUGUGCUGUAUGCCCUUCACCCUGCUGCCCAACCUCAUGGGCACCUUCGUCUUCGGCACCGCUGUCUGCAAGCUCAUGGCCUAUCUCAUGAGCAUGUCCGUCAGCGUCUCCACCUUCAGCCUGGUGGCGAUCGCCAUUGAGCGGUACAGCGCCAUCUGCAACCCGCUGCAGUCCCGCGUGUGGCAGACCCGCUCCCAUGCCUACCGGGUCAUCGCCAGCACCUGGCUGCUCUCCCUGCUGCUCAUGCUGCCCUACGCCAUCUAUAGCACCACAGUGCCCGUGCCCGCCCGGCCCGGCCUUGCCCAGUGCCAGCACCGCUGGCCCAACCAGCACUUCACACAGGCCUGGUACAUCCUGCUGCUCCUCAUCCUCUUCUUCAUCCCUGGCGUGGUGAUGGCCGUGGCCUAUGGACUCAUCUCCCGCGAGCUGUACCGCGGCAUCCGCUUCGAGAUGGACGUCAAGAGAGGAGCCACGGGUCUCCAGCAUGGUGCCACGGAGCCCCUGGCACCGGGGCUAGAGGACGACGGGUGCUACGUGCAGCUGGCCAGGCCGGGGGGGGUGCUGGAGCUGAGCUCGCUGGGCCGGGUCGGCGCGGGGGGGGUGCAGCAGGACGGCGCCCGCGUCAAUAGCUCGCAGGCCAAGCUGCUGGCCAAGAAGCGGGUGAUCCGCAUGCUGAUCGUCAUCGUGGUCAUGUUCUUCCUCUGCUGGCUGCCCAUCUUCUCCGCCAAUGCCUGGCGCGGCUUCGCCCCGGCCUCGGCCCAGCGGGCGCUCUCGGGCGCCCCCAUCUCCUUCAUCCACCUGCUGUCCUACACCUCGGCCUGCACCAACCCCCUCAUCUACUGCUUCAUGAACCGGCGCUUCCGCACCGCCUUCACCGCCACCUUCGCCCGCUGCCGGCCCCGGCGCCCGCCCCGCCCCGCGCCCGACGACGACGUGCCUGCCACUGGCACCUCCCUCUCCAAGAUCAGCUACACCACCGUCAGCAGCCUGGGGCCCCCCUAGCCCCCCCCCAGCAACCUGGGGCCCCCCCGGCAGCCGGGGACCCCUGCCAGCAGCCUGGGCCCCCCCUCAGCAGCCUGGGAGCCCCCCUCAGCCCCCCUCAGCAGCCUGGGCCCUCCCUAGCAUCCCCUCAGAAGCCUGGGCCCCCCCUCAGCAUCCUCCUGUCAGCAGCCUGGGGCCACCUUGAGUCCCCUCUGCCCAACCCUCAGCCCUUGUCUCUUACCCACCCCCACCCCAGGGCUGUGCUGCCCCAUGGACUCCUAAAGGCCGGGGCCUGGGCUCCCUGGUGCUGGCAGUGGGGCCCAGGAAGGCCGUGCCCCAUUGGGGGGCUGGGCUCUGGAUGGGGGGUUGGUGUCCCAAGGGCUGGGCUAGGGGCCAC
Molecule: messenger RNA, 1771 nt
Organism: Dermochelys coriacea (leatherback sea turtle)
Lineage: Eukaryota; Metazoa; Chordata; Testudines; Dermochelyidae
Gene: CCKBR
Product: cholecystokinin B receptor
Exons: 5
Coding region: 103-1395 (430 amino acids)
Biological process (GO): phospholipase C-activating G protein-coupled receptor signaling pathway
Cellular component (GO): plasma membrane
Molecular function (GO): gastrin receptor activity; cholecystokinin receptor activity
Source: RefSeq, a predicted model, not a curated record